CAGACGAGCAAGAGCAGCAUUGCGCAGUAAACUCCUCUAGCAAGUUCAGAACACCUUCACUCUCCUAAGCUAUAUUCUCCACACUUGAUCUGGGAAACAUUUGCUUACCCCCCCAAAACCUGCCUAGUCAAAAAGUUCUGUCCAGUGUCGAUCAUCAUGGCUCCUCGCUCUCAAUUGGAGAUCGCCACGGCAUCUGUCGAGCGCCUGGUCAAAGAAGAGGCUUCGUACCACCGUGAGCUGCAGGAGCAGACGGAAAGAGUUAAGAAGCUGGAGUCCCAGGAGGGCGGCGAUGACGAGAACAGAGAGUACACAUUGAGGCAGGAGCGUCUGGCUCUCGAAGAAACCAAAAAGGUCCUCCCGACACUGAAGCAGAAGAUUGAGGAUGCUAUAGCCAAGCUCAAUAGUUUGCUGGUUGAGGAAGGAAAGAAAGGCCCCGAAAGUAAUGUCGAGCAUAUUAAUGCUGCGAAGGAAGCCAUCGCCAAAGCCCGAACAGCGGAGCGGGAGAUCGCCUGAGAUAGCUCAUUUUUCCAUCUACUGGCACAUGUACUUAAUCCACAGCACGAAAAUUAUUCAAUAAAUUGCCCCUGAGAAAAGCAAAGCCAUUGUUGCAUUGUGAUAGUUAGCCUAAUGCGAACGCCACCAACCGAACU
This is a messenger RNA of Aspergillus piperis CBS 112811, 650 nucleotides long. Its product is annotated as putative tubulin-specific chaperone Rbl2. The record is from RefSeq and is a predicted model, not a curated record. Bases 157 to 513 code for a protein of 118 amino acids. Gene Ontology annotation, molecular function: beta-tubulin binding. Gene Ontology annotation, cellular component: cytosol; microtubule cytoskeleton. Gene Ontology annotation, biological process: post-chaperonin tubulin folding pathway; tubulin complex assembly. Lineage: Eukaryota; Fungi; Ascomycota; Eurotiomycetes; Eurotiales; Aspergillaceae. The transcript has 4 exons.